Silurus meridionalis is the source of this 1542-nucleotide messenger RNA. It is a transcript of the gene psme3, whose product is annotated as proteasome activator subunit 3. The record is from RefSeq and is a predicted model, not a curated record. Gene Ontology annotation, biological process: positive regulation of endopeptidase activity; regulation of proteasomal protein catabolic process; regulation of G1/S transition of mitotic cell cycle. Bases 112 to 885 code for a protein of 257 amino acids. Gene Ontology annotation, molecular function: endopeptidase activator activity. Lineage: Eukaryota; Metazoa; Chordata; Actinopteri; Siluriformes; Siluridae. Gene Ontology annotation, cellular component: cytoplasm; nucleoplasm; proteasome activator complex. The transcript has 11 exons.
CAUCUCGCAGCGCAUGAGUUACCUUGUGGCUGACAGUCAGCAGUAAAAGCCACACUGUUCGUUAAUGCUGUUAAGACAAUCUGUAGCUUUUCUCCGUUAUUGAUUUAAAAAAUGUCUUCACUCUUAAAGGUGGACAGUGAAAUCAAAUCAAAGGUUGAUGUUUUCAGGGAACGAAUCACAUCAGAGGCAGAAGAUCUGGUGGCAAAUUUCUUCCCUAAGAAAUUAUUAGAAUUGGACCAUUUUCUAAAGGAUCCUGUAAUAAAUAUCCGUGAAUUGAAAGAAAUCCAUUCAGAGAUAAAUUUGGCUGUGCCAGACCCAAUUCUGCUUUCAGAUAUUCAUGAUGGACUUGAGGGACAACAAAAUGCCAAAAAGAGAAAACUUGAAGAUGGUCCAGGAGAUGACAAAGUUAGUGGGACCAAGGUGUAUAUAAUGCCUGGUGGAAUGAUGAAAAGCAAUGGCAAGCUGGUGGAGCUGAUCGAGAAGGUUAAGCCUGAGAUCAGAACCCUCAUAGAGAAAUGCAACACUGUCAAGAUGUGGGUGCAGUUGCUGAUUCCAAGAAUAGAAGAUGGCAACAAUUUUGGUGUUUCAAUCCAGGAGGAGACUGUGGCUGAGCUCAGAACGGUUGAGGGAGAGGCAGCCUCUUAUCUGGACCAGAUAUCGAGAUACUACAUCACAAGAGCAAAGCUAGUUUCCAAAAUCGCUAAAUAUCCACAUGUGGAGGACUACAGGCGCACGGUAACAGAGAUUGAUGAGAAGGAGUACAUCAGUCUCAAGAUUAUAGUCUCAGAACUGAGAAAUCAAUAUGUAACUUUGCAUGACAUGAUCCUGAAGAACAUUGAGAAGAUAAAACGACCACGAAGCAGCAAUACAGAUGCUCUCUACUAAGAAUGCCCCCAUCUGAUCUCCUAGCUAGUUUGGAACCUUUUGGACUGGUUCUGAUGCCACUAUGAACCCCUUAAAACCAGGCCAGCUCAAUCAGGCCAUUAACAGAACUGUAAUAUAAGAUUAUUUUAAACCGUUAAAAAAAAAUAAUCUCCAUCCAUUUCCAAGUGGGCAGUGUUAAGGUAUGGAAAGUCUGAAUGUGCAUCAUGAGGAGUUUGCCUCAGUUGUUUUUCUUAUUUAAUUAAACAAAUAUCUUUAACGUUGGGGUUUCUUUUAUCUUUCACCAAACCAAAUGCAAAGUAGCACUGUUUGGGGGUAUGGAGUUUCUAAGGCAUUUUACAUGUUUUAGACUCAGUUUAGUGACUGAUGUGGAUGUAAGACACAAAUCUGUUUCUCCAGUUGAGUUCUGAAGUUUGAAGUUUUUAUCAAUGCUGUAUUUUACUUAUUUCACUCUGUUCAAGUCUAAGAUGAGCAGCUGUACUUCUGAAUCAUUUUACAUUCAUGAAUAUAGAUCUUAUUUCAUGAUGCUGCAAUGCAGGUAUAUUUUACUUUAUUUUUCAUCUUCAUUGACCCACCAAAUUCCAAAGCUUCAAAUGGCUCUUAUUUUUUGUCUGGUUUAAAAAGAUGUUUUGCUGAAUAAAAAUGUCAUUUUUUUUCCAA